GGGCACUACUCUACGUAAUGAGACAUUCUUUGGUCUUCUUGGCAGCAUUGGCAACAAAGUGGCAAGGUUACAAAUUGUGCUUAGUCUGCAACCUGUGGUCUCUUGAGGUUGUUUUUUUUAUGAAAAUGAGUUUUAAUCAUUGUGAAAGGUCUUUUCAGAGUUUCAUAUGCCUAGAUAACGAGUUAGUGAAGUUGCGAUGAAACUAGUUCACAAAAACGUUGAUAAGGAUGGCGAAGGGAGUGUCACCCUUGUCCCUGAGGAAUCUGAGGACAUGUGGCAUGCCUAUAAUCUAAUCAGUGAAGGAGAUAGUGUAAGAGCCUCAACAAUAAGGAAAGUUCAAAAUGAAUCAUCUACCGGGUCAUCAACAAGUAGCAGAAUUCGAACCACCUUGACAAUUAGAGUUGAAAACAUAGACUUUGACACACAGGCAUGUGUCCUUAGGUUAAAAGGAAGGAAUAUUGAAGAAAAUCAAUAUGUCAAGAUGGGUGCUUAUCAUACAUUAGAUCUCGAAGUAAAUCGUAAAUUUACUUUAAUCAAAUCAGAAUGGGAUUCAAUAGCAUUAGAUAGGGUGGACACUGCUUGUGACCCAACUCAGAAUGCUGAUGUUGCUGCUGUAAUUAUGCAGGAAGGGCUUGCCCAUGUUUGUCUUAUAACUGCUAGUAUGACAUUGGUUAGGGCUAAAAUAGAUCAAGUAAUUCCUCGAAAAAGGAAAGGAAAUGUCAAACAGCAUGAAAAGGGAUUAGCAAGAUUUUAUGACAGUCUGAUGCAAGCAAUUCUUCGACAUGUUAACUUUGAUAUUGUUAAAUGUGUGCUCAUAGCCAGUCCAGGAUUUGUUCGAGAUCAGUUUUUUGAGUAUAUGUUUCAAGAAGCUGUCAAAAAUGAUAUUAAACUACUAAUUGAAAAUAAAUCUAAGUUUCUUCUUGUCCAUUCUUCAUCUGGUUUUAAACAUUCCUUGAAAGAGAUCUUAGUUGAGCCAUCAGUUAUGGCAAAAAUGGCCGAUACCAAAGCGUUAGGAGAAGUCAAGGCAUUGGAAACAUUUUAUUCAACUUUACAAACAGAACCUUCCAAAGCUUUUUAUGGAGCCAAGCAUGUCGAACUAGCUUGUGAAGCACAAGCUAUUGAAACUCUUCUGGUCUCUGACAACCUUUUCAGGUGCAAUGAUGUUCAACAGAGGAAAAGAUAUGUUACUUUGGUGGACAGUGUUAGAGAAUUCGGAGGUGACGUGAAGAUCUUCUCUAGCAUGCAUGUAUCAGGAGAACAACUGAUGCAAUUAACUGGUGUUGCUGCAAUCCUCAGAUUUCCGAUGCCCGAUCUUGAGGAUGAGGAGGCUGAAAGUGAUUCAGGCUCAGAAAAAUAAAUUCUAUCGUCAAUUUAUUUAUUUAUCUGUUAUCAGUUUUAAGUUAUUUUCUUCCAUCCUUGAUGUUGCUUUAGUAUGCUAUUUAACAAUCUAUGCAACAUUGUAUAUCUGUUUUUAUUUAUUAAAUAAACCAUGCAAAUUUAUUUUAUUGAAACAA
Messenger RNA from Nezara viridula (southern green stink bug), 1514 nucleotides. Lineage: Eukaryota; Metazoa; Arthropoda; Insecta; Hemiptera; Pentatomidae. The record is from the annotation of a GenBank genome assembly.